This is a messenger RNA of Diceros bicornis minor, 5476 nucleotides long. It is a transcript of the gene SNX29, whose product is annotated as sorting nexin 29. NCBI's taxonomy places the organism in Eukaryota, Metazoa, Chordata, Mammalia, Perissodactyla, Rhinocerotidae. The transcript is spliced from 21 exons. The record is from RefSeq and is a predicted model, not a curated record. Bases 52 to 2505 code for a protein of 817 amino acids. Gene Ontology annotation, molecular function: phosphatidylinositol binding.
CAGUGGCGGCGGCGGCGGCACGGCGCGGGCACCGGCCCGGGGAGCGGCAUCAUGAGCGGAUCACAGAACAAUGACACGAAAAGACAGUUUCUGCUGGAGCGACUGCUGGAUGCAGUGAAACAGUGCCAGAUCCGCUUUGGUGGGAGAAAGGAGAUCGCCUCGGAUUCCGACAGCAGGGUAACCUGUCUGUGUGCCCAGUUUGAGGCCGUCCUGCAGCAUGGCUUGAAGAGGAGUCGAGGAUUAGCUCUAACAGCGGCCGCCAUCAAACAGGCAGCAGGCUUUGCCAGCAAAACUGAAACAGAGCCCGUGUUCUGGUUCUAUGUGAAGGAGGUCCUCAACAAGCACGAGCUGCAACGCUUCCACUCCCUGCGCCACAUCGCCUCCGACGUGGGCCGUGGCCGCGCCUGGCUGCGCUGCGCCCUCAACGAACACUCCCUGGAGCGCUAUCUGCACAUGCUCCUGGCUGACCGCAGCAGGCUCAGCACUUUUUAUGAAGAUUGGUCUUUUGUGAUGGAUGAAGAAAGGUCUAGCAUGCUCCCUACCAUGGCAGCUGGUCUGAACUCCAUACUCUUCGCCAUUAACAUCGACAACAAGGAUUUAAAUGGGCAGAGUAAGUUUGCUCCUACCGUCUCAGACCUCUUAAAGGAGUCAACGCAGAAUGUGACCUCCUUGCUGAAGGAAUCCACGCAAGGAGUGAGCAGCCUUUUAAGGGAGAUCACAGCAUCCUCUGCUGUCUCCAUCCUCAUCAAGCCUGAGCAGGAGACCGACCCCCUGCCCGUCGUGUCCAAGCAUGUCAGUGCUGAUGCCAAAUGUAAAAAGGAGAGGAAGAGGAAAAAGAAGGUGACUAACAUCAUCUCAUUUGAUGACGAGGAAGAUGAGCAGAUCUCUGGUGACGUUUUUAAAAAGAUGCCUGGGGCUGGGGAGAGCUCGGAGGAGAACUCCGACCGCUCCUCGGUGAAUAUCAUGUCGGCUUUUGAAAGCCCCUUUGGGCAAAAUUCCAAUGGAAGUCAGAGCAGCAACUCAUGGAAAAUUGAUUCUGUAUCUCUGAACGGGGAGUUGGGGUACCAGAAGCUUGAUGUGAAAAGCAUUGAUGAUGAAGAUGUGGAUGAAAAUGAGGAUGAUGUGUACAGGACCACGUCAGGAAGGAAGUGCAUGGGCCACUCGGAGUCGCCGGAGAAGCCCCUGGAUGGGAGCACCUGCCUCUCCCGGAUGCACAGCUGGGCUCCACUGCAGGUGCUGCACGGUGACACCGAUGUCCUCUUUCCGGUCAGCGGUGUGGGCUCCUACAGCCCCGCAGAUGCCCCCCUCGGAAGCCUGGAGAACGGGACAGGACCAGAGGACCACAUUGCCCCGGAGCCGGGACCUCGGUACAGUGUGGAAGCCAGUCCUCCAGGCCAAGGAAGUCCUCUGAGCAGCCUCUUACCUUCUGCCUCGGUGCCAGAGUCGAUGACAAUUAGUGAACUGCGACAAGCCAUCGUGGCCAUGAUGAACAGGAAAGACGAACUGGAAGAAGAGAACAGAUCGCUCCGGAACCUGCUUGAUGGUGAGAUGGAGCACUCGGCUGCACUCCGGCAAGAGGUCGACACCUUGAAAAGGAAGGUAGCUGAGCAGGAGGAGCGGCACGUCAUGAAGGUCCAGGCAUUGGCAAGAGAAAACGAGGUGCUCAAAGUCCAGCUGAAGAAGUAUGUAGGCGCUGUCCAGAUGCUGAAAAGGGAAGGCCAGCCGGCUGAAGUUGUACCAAAUCUUUGGAACGUUGAUGGAGAAGUUACAGUCGCUGAGCAGAAGCCAGGAGAAGUCGCUGAGGAACUAGCGAGCUCCUAUGAAAGAAAGCUCAUCGAGGUGGCGGAGAUGCACGGCGAGCUGAUCGAGUUCAAUGAGCGCCUGCACAGGGCCCUGGUGGCCAAGGAGGCCCUCGUGUCCCAGAUGAGGCAGGAGCUCAUCGACCUGCGGGGGCCGGUGCCUGGAGAUUUGAGUCAAACAUCCGAAGACCAGAGUUUGUCGGAUUUUGAAAUAUCAAACCGGGCACUGAUUAACGUCUGGAUCCCGUCAGUGUUUCUCCGGGGCAAAGCAGCGAGCGCCUUCCAUGUGUAUCAGGUUUACAUCCGGAUAAAGGAUGACGAAUGGAACGUCUAUCGGCGGUACACAGAGUUCAGGAGUUUGCACCACAAGCUACAGAACAAAUACCCUCAAGUCAGGGCCUACAACUUCCCGCCCAAAAAGGCCAUUGGAAACAAGGACGCCAAGUUUGUGGAGGAACGGAGGAAGCUGCUCCAGAGCUACCUGCGCAGCGUCGUGAACAAGGUCAUCCAGAUGGUCCCCGAGUUUGCUGCCAGCCCCAUGAAAGAGACCCUGGUUCAGCUCGUGCCCUUCUUCGUUGACAUUGCCCCUCCUGGAGAGCCUCUGGACAAGAACAGCCGGCCCAAAGCGGCUGCCCGCUUCCCCAAGCUGUCCCGCGGUCACCCCAGGGAGACGCGCAACGUGGAGCCCCAGAGCGGCGACCUCUGACCUCGACAGAAUCCCAGACUCGGACCCUGCGUGCUGCGCUGGCUGCCUCCACCCUGGCCACUGUGUGUCCGACCUGGACACGGCAGCUGGCCCCUUACACCUUGGAGUGACAACCACGUCCCCUUGGUGAACCCCAGAGAGCACACCUUCCCCGCCGGUCACACGACACCCACAUUAAACUGGUCAGUCUGAGAGAGCAGGGUGGCUCCACGCUGCACAGACUCGGACGCUAGUCUCCCAGGGUCCGCCCUGGGCAGCAAGGGCCGUGUGUCCCCUUCCUCCAGCCCAGGGCCCAGCAGGCGGGUGGGCGCCAGGGCAGGCUCGGAGCGAGCCCCUGGGUGAGGUGCACAACUCAGUGUUCCACUUGGUCAGAAGGUUCAUUCAGAAACAACCUCCUGACUCUUUCCCACCUGGGAGUUAGAAUGACUGUUACCCUUUUUUUUUCUUUUUAAUGUAAUUGCCUGCUACAACCAAUGGACAUGUGGGGUGGGGGUGGGGUCUGUUCCUUUCCAUUUUACUCUCCGCCAGUGGUCAUUAGAUGCCCUACUUACGGCCCCCAUGGCCAGCAGGACCUCUGUGGUGUCACGCCUCCCGGGAGACAUUCCAGUGGCCUUCACGUGAAGGAGCUGUGAGUAAUGCGAACUGUGGUCCUUGGAGAACUUCCCCCUGCCUCCCCACGGUUGGCUUCUGGAAGGACCAGUCCACGUAGGAAACCUGAGGUCACCCAGGCCCAUGUGCAGCUUAUCAGGCUGAGUGGCACCUCAGCCAUCUGGGCCAACCUGGCGACCCGUGUUGGAGAGCCUUGGGCUGUUCAGGAAUCCGUGGCCUUGGCCUCAUGGUUGUGAGAGAGACUCGGCUCCGGGAACCACUGCAGAAGGUUCUGUAGGCCCUCAGGCUUUUAGACCUAAGUCCAGGGCUCCAUGGAGCUCAGCGUGGCUCUCGUAGACUUGGACACAGUGUCCACUCUGAACAGAUCAUGAUUGUCCCCAAAAGACCCGGGUUUGCGGUACAGGCUCUGUCUGCCGUCAUGCUCUCAUUGGGAGCAGGACCCUGUGAGCUCCCCCAGAUUGAUCCCUCUGUUCCUCCGUCUCCGAGCAGGCCCCGGAGGCAGGCGGAAACAGGACGAAGGUGGGCAACACGGCAGCCACCCCAGGCUUCUGCUCCAACACUCCCACAUUAGACCGCCUCGUGGGACUAGAGCCAUUCAGCCAGUUUCAGCAUCCAGAAUCACAGAAUUGUCUCCCACCCUCCACCCCCACCCCCACCCACACCCCCCCGGGCAAGAGCCAUCCUUAGCUGCUCUGUAUAGUUAUGAAGAGUUCGCAUUUUCUGGGGGAAAUACUAAGAAACUAGACAGGAGGUUGUGGAAUAGACUAUGCGAGCAUAAGUUUGACCUGAGGCAGACAGAGAUGUAGGGGAAUUUGAUGCUGUAAACGUGUGUGGAAGAUGGUCGGUGGAAGGCUACCUGUGUCUCCUCCUGGAACUGUUUCAACUCAGCCUAAAACUUGGUGAGCGACCUGGGUAAACACUGAGCAUUUCCUAGAUAGAGGAAAACUCUGGAAGGUGUAUGCUAUGUGUGGCUCUAUUAGCCAGAAAGAAACGUAUUCAGGGCAGUUAAGUAAAACUGAGAUAAUUGACGCACAGCUCUGCACAGAGACAGGCGGCAUGAAUAGCUUCUGAGGGAACAUUCCGCCAGGUGAGGCGUGCUCAGGUGAGCAGAACGAGCCUGCCGUUCUCCGUGGACGGAAGCGGGAGUGUGUGUGGCAGGGGCCCUGCUCUCAGCUCAGGGCUUUAGAGGGCCUGAGAGACGCUGUGUCCUAGAAAGGCAGCGUGGCCACACAUGCGCCCCGUUUGAAUUCCAAGUCCCACGGUGCUGGCUGGGCCGCUGCGGCUCGCGGCUUUGAACACAGAGCCCUCCUCAACUCCGUCAUCAGGGACUAAAAGCUCUGGCCGCCCAAGUCCGGCCUCCUGAGUUUGGUUUACCGCACGUCGGUCAUUUUGAAAUAGGUCUGGGAUGAGCCGACAGACUGUCCCAGCACUGCCUGUCCACACAGCAGAGUCUGCACCCGCGAUAUCUCCUUUCUGUCUGUAUCAGAUACAGGAUGGAACCACCCACCUCCAGCGUUCCCCCUGGGGGGCCGAGGGUUCUGUUCAGCCAGCUUUUUCUGGCACCUGAUCUGAAACACGUCUGAGUGAAUCUGGCCUCGCCUUCUCCAACCACCUCACCAGGAACCUUCCUUGACAUUCUGCACACAGAGUUAAAAAACAAAGCAAAAACAACGGCACCUGGAGCUACCGCAGACAGAUGCGAAGCCGCGAGAACCAAGUACGCACUCAGCCUGUAUUUAAAAAGGAGAAACUCUGCCCAUUUUUUAAAGCUUAUUUAUUCAUGGAAAACGUGCCCUGCUCUCCCCAAGUGUCGACUGUAAAGACAUGUUCCUGGGGGCCACAUGGGAGCCAUCCGGGAUGCUUGCUGUUUGCGCUCCCUUUAUUGUGAUCAUGCAGAAACUCUGGAAUCAUCUUCAACAUACAGACCACCCCUCUGAUGUCAGAUAUGCAUGUGACAUGCACAUUACAGCAACUCCUCAAAGCCUUAACUUUGGAAUCACAUAGAAUGUUCUGCAAUGAUUUAGUCCAUCCAGCUGCUCAGAAUACUCCUGCCCUGCUCCAGUGUGCUGGGGCAGACUUCCUGGAGAAAGAACAAAAUGCCCAGGUCCAGGGAGGUCCAGGCUGAGAUCUGGUACACAAAAUGUCACCCCCCGAGGACGUGUCCUCAUCUGCCCUUCAACGGGGAUCCAGGUCGGAGUGCCAACUGUCCUCCUCCCUCCAAAACACCCCUCAGCCCCCUGUGACCCCUCGGAGGGACAGACAGCCCUGCGGAAACAACCAGUCAGAGUUACUUCUGUCUGCUUGAUCCAAUAAGAAGAUUCUUUGGUGCCUCCAAAGUUGGCACCUGAGAAAGGAAGCCCCC